Molecule: messenger RNA, 1729 nt
Organism: Siniperca chuatsi (mandarin fish)
Lineage: Eukaryota; Metazoa; Chordata; Actinopteri; Centrarchiformes; Sinipercidae
Exons: 8
Coding region: 470-1417 (315 amino acids)
Biological process (GO): T cell activation; positive regulation of ERK1 and ERK2 cascade; interleukin-15-mediated signaling pathway
Cellular component (GO): membrane raft; external side of plasma membrane
Molecular function (GO): protein tyrosine kinase binding; MHC class II protein binding
Source: RefSeq, a predicted model, not a curated record
UCUUAAUAUAGUUUGCUUGUUACAGCGUUAGAUUGGCUCAGUGGAUGCAGAAACAUGUUCCUUUGCCUUGUAAUCAGUGACUUUGUCUUCUUUACACACUCAUUCCAGUUUCACAGGAUCUUUGCCAGGCUGCUGCGACCUCUGACCUCUGACAUCUUUACUGAUGGCUGCAUCUCAUAUUGCUGAUCGAGAAUUUGGGGUCGCUGUCAGUCACUGUGGAUGAGACAAAACUACAUUUCAAAAAUGUCAAAGUGAAAAUUUCACAGAGUUUUUGGCUGUUUGGACAUCGACAACGAAAGUCAGAGAGAUGGAAAUCUAAAACAGACUAAAAGUCCCUAUGAGGAAGUGACAUCAUACUAACCACAGGAAGUAGAUGCAGCAUCGCUCUACUAAAGCACUACUUUAGAGACUCAGACAGUUGUGAGCACGAGAACAAGAGACAGAAGAAGGAGAGAGACAGAGAAUCACGAUGGCUGAGUUCAAAUGGAUUUCUUUAUUUCUUAUAGCGGUGCUUCAGUUCACAGCAGCUGAAAGACUUCCCCUCUCCUUCACUGUCAGAGUUGGAGAUGAAGUCACUUUGCCUUGUGAAAAUGUGACAGACGGUCAGCGAAAAUGUGACAGUACUACAUGGCUCUUCAGUGAUUCAAGAUACACAGCAGCAGUAGAUCUUAUUUAUCUUGGGCAGAUUGUUGAAAGAGCCAAAGCUCAAUCAGACAGACUGAGUGUUACAGCGAGCUGUUCUCUGGUUAUAAAGAACGUCACAGUCGAGGAUGUUGGUCUUUACACCUGCAGACAGUUCAGAUCACGACGACAACAAGCUCCAGACUCUCUGGUUCAUCUGUCUGUUGUUACCAUGACUGAACAUCAGGACACUGAUAAGGUGACGUUCACCUGCUCUGUGUCGACAUUUGAACGAUGUGGACACACAGUGAAGUGGCUGUAUGAGGGUGAAGAUGUGGCUAAAGAUAACAAAGACUUGGUGACAUCACAGUCUCUCUGCAGAGCCUCUGUGCGCUUCCUGACUUCUCAUUACAGUCACACAUCGAGGUCUAACUUCCUUACAUGUUUAGUGACUGAUGGCAACAAAGAGCAGUUUCCCUACAGACUUCGGCCCUCAGGUGAGAAACCAGGUGAGGACACAACAACAGCAACAACUGAAUCAACAACAACAACCGAAAACAGCAGAAAAGCAGCUCGUACAGAUUGUUCUGCUCUGAGCUACAUAAUGUUGGUUAUGCGUGUGGCUGAACUCCUCCUAAUCACUGCGAUUACUGUUCUUCUCAUCAGAGCUCGAGGGAACCAGAGACCACCUGACGACAACACUGUUUUAAACUCAGUAAGAAGCCGAACAGUGAAGCGUUCUGGUCCAGCAGCCAGUCAGGUGCAAGAUGAUGUUACGGUGAACUAUGAAAACUGAUCAACAACUUCAACAUCAACUCAAAAAAAGAAAGAAAAAACUUACGUGCAAAUCGUCUUCCAAUUUAACAAUUUAGACUUGAUUUUAAGAUUUUGCUCAUUGCUGUUUAAGAUGUAGGUAUUAAUUCUCUUUGUGUUCACAAGAAAUUAAGUGAUUUUCAUUCAUAGCGGUGCUGUAAACAUGGUCGUUGGUAGUCCAGCAUGUUUUUGUGCACUUUUUUGAUUGGGUUUGAAUGAGCUUUUAGUCUGAGUCUCUUUAUUGUAACUGAGAAUUGUAUAAUCUGCAAAUAAAAAAGUGCUUAAUAACCACUCA